Molecule: messenger RNA, 1579 nt
Organism: Odobenus rosmarus divergens (Pacific walrus)
Lineage: Eukaryota; Metazoa; Chordata; Mammalia; Carnivora; Odobenidae
Gene: CASTOR1
Product: GATS protein-like 3
Exons: 9
Coding region: 122-1111 (329 amino acids)
Biological process (GO): negative regulation of TORC1 signaling; cellular response to L-arginine
Cellular component (GO): cytosol
Molecular function (GO): arginine binding
Source: RefSeq, a predicted model, not a curated record
CUGGCGGCAUGGACGCGGCAGCGCAGCGGCUCCUUUAAGCCCCCGGUACCGCCCCCACCGCCCCGCCCCCGGCGGCGGCCUGGGUCUGGUAGGCGGCGGGGUCGGCUCCGCGCUGACCGUGAUGGAGCUGCACAUCCUAGAGCACCGGGUGCGGGUGCUGAGCCUCGCUCGCCCAGGUCUCUGGCUCUACACCCACCCGCUCAUCAAGCUACUCUUCCUGCCCCGCCGCAGCCGGUGCAAGUUCUUCAGCCUGACGGAGACCCCCGAGGAUUACACGCUCAUGGUGGACGAGGAGGGCUUCAAAGAGCUACCCCCAUCUGAGUUCCUUCAAGUGGCUGAGGCCACCUGGCUGGUGCUGAACGUGUCAUCCCACAGCGGUGCAGCAGUGCAGGCUGCUGGGGUCACCAAAAUUGCCCGCUCAGUCAUUGCGCCCUUGGCGGAGCACCAUGUGUCUGUGCUGAUGCUGUCCACUUACCAGACGGACUUCAUCCUUGUGCGGGAACAGGACCUGUCCGUGGUGAUCCACACACUAUCCCAGGAGUUCGACAUUUACCGAGAAGUGGGCGGGGAGCCUGUGCCUGUUGCCAGGGAUGAUUCCAGCAAUGGCUUUCCCCGUUCUCAGCAUGGGCCGAGCCCCACCGUGCAUCCCAUCCAGAGCCCACAGAAUCGCUUCUGUGUCCUCACCCUGGACCCUGAGACAUUGCCAGCCAUCGCUACCACACUCAUCGAUGUCCUCUUCUAUUCAUACAGUGCCCCCAAGGAAGCAGCCUCUGGUGGUACUGGACCCAGCUCCAUUACAUUCUUUGCCUUCUCCCUCAUCGAGGGCUACAUCUCCAUCGUCAUGGACGCUGAGACGCAGAAAAAGUUCCCCAGUGACCUCCUGCUGACCAGCUCCUCAGGAGAGCUGUGGAGAAUGGUGCGCAUCGGUGGACAGCCCCUGGGCUUUGAUGAGUGUGGGAUCGUGGCCCAGAUCGCAGGCCCCCUGGCUGCGGCCGACAUCUCUGCCUACUACAUCAGCACCUUCAACUUUGACCAUGCCCUGGUGCCUGAGGAUGGCAUCGGGAGUGUCAUUGAGGUCCUCCAGCGACGGCAGGAUGGCCAGGGCUCCUGAGGCCUCCACGCUCUCCCUUCACCCCAGGCUUCCAGAGAUUUCUCUAAGCUAUUUCCUCAAGCUCUGGGAUGAGCCCUCCCCACCCCCAUUCCUGCCGGGGGACCCCCUCCUUCUGCUCUCUGUACGUAAGCUGCGUGCAGGCACCGGCUCUCACGUGGACAUGCGUGUCUGCCCACGCAGGGGAACACGGUGCUCUGGGCUUCCUCCGGGAACCCCUCACCCCAUCACUCCCUGCGCGGCCUCAGCGUUUGCACAUUCCCUGCCUGAGGUCCGAGCCAUCCCCCCCUCUCAGCGCCCCGGGCCAGCUGCUCCCUGGACAGGGCCCUAAUUUCCGUUCUGCCUCUGGCUGGGUUGCCUUCCCUGGCCAGGUGAUUCUGACAGUGCCUGCCCCACUGGGGGGCCUCCAAGAAAAGUAUUUUUACAUCUUUCUCCCUUUUUUAUUGACUUGUUAAUAAAGGGCUUGUAGUU